Molecule: messenger RNA, 1386 nt
Organism: Mya arenaria
Lineage: Eukaryota; Metazoa; Mollusca; Bivalvia; Myida; Myidae
Product: heat shock 70 kDa protein 12A-like
Exons: 10
Coding region: 1-1386 (461 amino acids)
Source: RefSeq, a predicted model, not a curated record
AUGUCGGCAACAUGGCUGAUUGAAAUAGCUCAAUCUGGGACUAAUGCUGCCAAACAGUUUAUGAGAGAAGCCGCUAAACAGGCUGGUAUCGAAGAAACAAGUCUCACUGUUGCUCUAGAACCAGAGGCAGCGUCAUUGUUUUGUCGCCACCUACCGGUUGAACGAAGCGGAAAUAAAACGUCGCUCGGCAUACCGAAAGCUGGACAGAGAUAUCUGGUGUUGGAUGCGGGAGGUGGGACAAUAGAUAUCACCGUCCAUGGAGUGUUGCGUUCGAUGGAGGUAAAGGAACUGUACAAGGCGAGCGGCGGUGCGUGGGGUGGAACUAAGGUCGACGAAGCCUUCAAAGGUUUCAUCAAUGACAUUGCAGGGUUCGACGCCAUGGCCGAUUUAAAGCGAAACCACUUGUACGAUUUCAUUGAUUUGUUUCGUCGAUUCGAAAACAAGAAGCGGUCCAUUUCUCCAGACAAGGACAGCAAGAUGAUUAUACCCCUUCUUCUGUCCCUGUGUACCUUGAUAGAGAAACGACAGGGACGAGCCUUGUGUGACCUCAUCAAGAACACGUAUUACGCCUCUUCGGUGUCAAUGACAAACGAAAAGGUCAAGAUCGACGCUAGCGUUGCCAGACGGUUUUUCGAAACAUGUGUUUCAAGCACUGUUGGGCACUUGAAGAACAUUCUAAGCUUGCCAGUAAACAGGGGUGUAGAAGCUAUUUUGAUGGUAGGUGGAUUUUCCGAAUCGCCUAUGCUUCAACACGCUGUGAGCAAAGAGUUCGGAGUUCUAAAAAGAAUUGUUCCACGGGAAGCAAGCCUGGCAGUACUGAAAGGGGCUGUAAUAUUUGGGCACAACACAAAAGCUAUCAAAGAACGUAUUAGCCAACGGACUUACGGUGUUGAAACGACCUCUCCUUUCGAUGCAACCAAACACGAUGUGACCAAAAAGAAAUAUUAUGAAGGAAAAGCCCGAUGCACCGAUAUUUUUUUGAAGCAUAUAGAAAUUGGACAGAAACUAAAGGUUGUAUCGACAGGGUUUGAAGCAAAGACUACAGCUUUAGUAGAAAAACUAUCAGAAGAAGAGCAUGAGAUUCAGGAAUGGAAACUGAAAAUAGAAACACCUGAACAACAUAUGGUGGAAGUAAAACGGAAUAAGGAAAAAGUUCUUAGCCGACGUAAGAGAGGGGUAGUUGAUCAUAGACUUGGACUUCUUGUUGGCAAGCCGGGCCCCCAGGUACCCCUGGACACCAAGGUCCACCAGGCAGAAUCGGAUCUAGAGGUCAGAAAGGUAACAAAGGCACCAGUGGAAACCCAGGCUUACGCGGCCCACCAGGUCCAUACGGGCAUCCUGGCUGGCCCGGACCACCAGGUUUUGUCGGCUUCCCGGGCGAGAUAG